Molecule: messenger RNA, 2465 nt
Organism: Thunnus maccoyii (southern bluefin tuna)
Lineage: Eukaryota; Metazoa; Chordata; Actinopteri; Scombriformes; Scombridae
Product: DNA-directed RNA polymerase II subunit RPB1-like
Exons: 2
Coding region: 473-1396 (307 amino acids)
Source: RefSeq, a predicted model, not a curated record
UAUAUUGAUCAGUAUCAAUAUUCCUGCAUGUUAAUGCGACUUGUGACUUUGAGUUUUGUGAAAACUUUUUUUCUGUUGAUAAAACAUCAGACAGACUUUCAGAGCCGAGCUCCUGGAGCCUCGUUAGUGUUUCAGAUACUUUAUCUUGAAUAAUAAGGACAUUUUAUACAGAAAUAAAUCUCUGCAGAUAAUCAAUAAUCCCUCCACUGUAGCUCAACCAGGAAAUGCUGUCAGUUAACAUUAAUUGAUAUUAGAUCCUGUCAGCGCGUCUGGAGAUUUGAAUAAUCAAUGAUGUUCAGCUGCUUCCUGCUUCUUCUCUCUGUCCAGUGUUUAUCAGUAGAAGCAUCGUUGGCACUAAAACGACGGCAACGUACGAAGAUUUCUGCUUCAGUUUAUUAAAUACUUGCAGGGAUCAUCUGCAUUAAGAGAGACGCACCAGACACAGCAGCAACCAAACUGUUUAAAUCCUCACAUGAAAAACAGCAACAAAAUAAUGUUUUAUGUGUAUUUAUUCAUCCUGUUAUCAAACCAGUUGAACAGAUGUUUGGACGGAGGAACACGGACCCACAGUCUGGAUCAACCAGAACACAGCCUGGAUCAACCAGAAUACAGUCUGAAUCAACCAGAACACAGUCUGGAUCAACCAGAACACAGCCCGGAUCAACCAGAACACAGUCUGAAUCAACCAGAACACAGUCUGGAUCAACCAGAACACAGCCCGGAUCAACCAGAACACAGCCCGGAUCAACCAGAACACAGCCCGGAUCAACCAGAACACAGUCUGGAUCGACCAGAACACAGUCUGGAUCAACUAGAACACGGCCCGGAUCAACCAGAACACAGUCUGGAUCAACCAGAACACAGCCUGGAUCAACCGGAACACAGUCUGGAUCAACUAGAACACGGCCCGGAUCAACCGGAACACAGUCUGGAUCAACCAGAACACGGCCCGGAUCAACCGGAACACAGUCUGGAUCAACUAGAACACGGCCUGGAUCAACCAGAACACAGUCUGGAUCAACUAGAACACGGCCCGGAUCAACCAGAACACAGUCUGGAUCAACUAGAACACGGCCCGGAUCAACCGGAACACAGUCUGGAUCAACCAGAACACAGCCCGGAUCAACCAGAACACAGUCUGGAUCAACUAGAACACGGCCUGGAUCAACCAGAACACAGUCUGGAUCAACUAGAACACGGCCUGGAUCAACCACAACACAGUCUGGAUCAACCAGAACACAGCCCGGAUCAACCAGAACACAGCCCGGAUCAACCAGAACACAGUCUGAAUCAAACGGAACACAGUCUGGAUCAACCAGAAUACAGUCUGGAUCAACCAGAACCACUAAAGCACAAACAAGUCAACAUUUCAAGUCUUGAGCUCGACUUGCUCUGAUGUCACACACGUGCAGCCAACGAUUAAGUCACGAGAUCAAGGCGGCCGCAGUUUUUAAAGCCGCAGCUGCUCUCAACUGACUGCGAGACCCCGGGCAUGAUGGGAAACGCCUAUCAGCCGCUCUGCCAGCAGCCGCCACCAGACGUCCUGUGACUGCUGAACAGCGUCGGAGAAACACUGAAUUUUACUGUGAAACUGCUUUCAGUGUUUUUACCAGUGUGUGUGUGUUUGUGUUCUAGUCUCCAGCCUCAUUUCUGCCUGUUUGCUAGUUGUUCUUUGCUGUGUUCCCUGACUAACCUCGUUCUCCAUAUUCUCCAUGUUCUCUGUGUUCUGCAUGUUCUCCAUGUUCUGCAUGUUCUCCGUGUUCUCUCAGCUCUGCUCCGGUCUGCAGGGAUUCUGUCAUUCAGCAUCAGAUCCAGACUCAUCCUGCAUCCUUCGGCUCUGCUCUGGUCAAACUUACGGCUUACUGCUCUACUUCUCCUCAUUCACUCCUCUUCAGUUUUGCAGUAAAUCCCUUUAAUGCUCAGCCGGCUCUCUGGUUGUGUUUGCAUCUGCAUUCACUAGUUUCACUGCAUUCAACAGGACAGAUGAAUGAGGAACGAGACACACGCUGAAGGCAAUAAAAGAAUAAGAAAUGACAACGAUGAGAGGUGUGAAAGUGAGGAAGAAGACUGUGAGAGGGACAGACCUGACAAAUGUCUUGUUAUUGUAGGAGAAUGAGAGCCAGGUCACUGUGACCUGGACCGAUGUCGAACAUGUCAGCACACCAACCAAACAGGAGACAUCUGGAAUAUUGGGAAAGGGGCGAAGUACACACAUACUGCAGAGACGCUUACUCACAUUUGGUCAAAGUUCAAGAUAAGUGAAAUUGAAAAAUGUCCCACCCCUCUUUAGGAUUUGGGAAAGCCAAAGAGUCUGGUACACAGGAUGAAACUUAUCCACCCAACACGUACACAUACACACUCACAGCCUGUCUUCAGUAUAAAAAGGUCACGUUCUUUAACGUUGGAAGAUAUCUCUGACUUCAUUGUUAGUAGGGCUGCUGUGAAUAAAGAGAUUUCCCAUCUGA